AUGGAUGAAUGUCCAAACACCACUUUAAAAGAAUUCCACAUCUUGGGUUUCCCUACAUCUGAGACAGGACAACUUACACUUUUUAUUGGAGUCUUGACUAUGUACUUUCUGACCAUUUUGGGGAACCUGAUCAUUAUUACACUUAUCUCUUUGACGUCUGUGCUUCACACCCCAAUGUAUUUCUUCCUAUGUAACCUGUCAUUGGUGGAUGUCACAUAUGUCUCAACCACUCUCCCCAAACUCUUAUCCAUUACAAUAACCCAGGACAACCGAAUCUCUUUUCACGAUUGUAUCACUCAGUUGUAUUUCUUUACAUUUUGUGCUAUCUGUGAUAUUUUUGUGCUGACCUCCAUGGCUUACGAUCGCUAUGUAGCAGUUUGUAGGCCCUUGCAAUACACUAUGAUGAUGAACAAGAAUGUUUGUAUCACAAUAUCACUCUUCUGCUGGCUUAUAUCUGCUCUGAACUCCUUGCUGUUGACUUUGCUGACAUCUGUUCUUUCAUUUUGCAAUUCCCACAAAAUUAACCAUUUUUUCUGUGAUCUGAAAACCCUCACUGCUCUCUCAUCUAGUGAUACAAAAAGCAGGGAAAUAUUUAUGUUAUUCCAGGAUAUUCUGAUAGCAUGUGUUCCAUUCUCACUCACUAUAAUCUCAUAUGUGAAAAUCAUCAGGACUAUACUGAAGAUUCGUACUUCUGAAGGACGUCUUAAAGCUUUUUCUAGUUGUACUUCUCAUCUCAACACUGUUAUAUUAUUUUAUGGACCAAUCCUGUUUGUUUAUAUAAAACCUGAAUCUGAUCACUCUAAAGAACAAGACAACUUAAUCUCAAUGCUGUAUGUGGCUGUUGUCCCAAUGCUCAAUCUAUUUGUUUACAGUCUGAGGAACAAAGAUGUAUUAGGUGCCAUUAGAAAAUUGACCUCCUAUAGGAGCUCUCUACUUUAACCUUAAGGACCAGAAGGAUUUGCCCCC
Messenger RNA from Rana temporaria (common frog), 966 nucleotides. Its product is annotated as olfactory receptor 1F1-like. Gene Ontology annotation, cellular component: membrane. The transcript has a single exon. The record is from RefSeq and is a predicted model, not a curated record. Gene Ontology annotation, molecular function: olfactory receptor activity; G protein-coupled receptor activity. NCBI's taxonomy places the organism in Eukaryota, Metazoa, Chordata, Amphibia, Anura, Ranidae. The coding region runs from base 1 to 939 and encodes 312 amino acids. Gene Ontology annotation, biological process: G protein-coupled receptor signaling pathway.